Cercospora beticola is the source of this 1207-nucleotide messenger RNA. It is a transcript of the gene NAT3, whose product is annotated as peptide alpha-N-acetyltransferase complex B subunit NAT3. The record is from RefSeq and is a predicted model, not a curated record. Gene Ontology annotation, cellular component: NatB complex. Lineage: Eukaryota; Fungi; Ascomycota; Dothideomycetes; Mycosphaerellales; Mycosphaerellaceae. Gene Ontology annotation, molecular function: protein-N-terminal amino-acid acetyltransferase activity. Gene Ontology annotation, biological process: N-terminal peptidyl-methionine acetylation.
GAACAAACCACACGGUUGAUCGGAUAAGUUCGACAUCAGAGCCUUAACAGUCAAGUGCCAAAUUGAAGAACUUUGCGGACCCACAGACAUUCCAUUCGCGCAUGCGUUCGACAGAGCAGCAUAUGGGGAUCCACAGAAACGGCUACCAUCGACACAACUUCAUCAGACAUGGCAGCAGCAGCGAUUCGACCCAUGGGUCCAAUGGAUCUGCUCAAAUUCAACCCGUGUAAUCUCGACCACCUAACAGAAACCUACAACAUCGGCUUUUACCUCGAAUACUUCACAAAAUGGCCACACCUCUGCAAAGUCAUCGAAGGUCCAAGCGGCCAAAUCGAAGCCUACAUCCUCGGCAAAGUCGAGGCUUCACCAUACCCAGCACCUAUCGAGCCUUACGACCCAGGUCUGAAGAUCUAUCAGAAGAAGUUUUCCAAUUAUCUCCCCUGGCAUGCGCAUAUCACUUGUCUGACAGUGGCUCCAUCGGCUCGAAGACUGGGAUACGCGACGAAGCUCUCGGAAGCACUGGAAGAAGUUGGUGAUCAAGAAAAUGCCUGGUUCGUUGACUUGUUUGUGCGGGUUGAGAAUGAGGCUGCGAUUCAGCUGUACAAGAAAAUGGGCUAUUCCGUCUACAGGAGAAUAACAGACUACUACAAUGACGGAAGCGACGCCUACGACAUGAGGAAACCACUCAAGCGAGAUAAGCACCGCAAGACUGUUCGCGCCAAUGGCGAGAAUAUCAAAGUGAGUCCUGAUGAGGUGUGGUGAAAGACUGUAAGUCGCAUCAACCGGGUACAUCCUCGGAAUAGUGUCCAGCCGUGCCUGCCCUAGGAGGCAUAAGUCUCUUUGGACGAAUGUGGAAGGUUGUGCACGCCAAGAAACACAAGCGUGGAGAGGUUGGCAUCCGGAGAAUAAGAGGACAGGGGGUAUGCCCUGUUGUCAGAACUAUAUGUCUCACAUUGACGCUCGCAUAUGACAUUCACUGGUGCUGGGCCGUUGGUGCUGGGAGGCUUUCCGCGGACGCCCACGGACGUGGUGGGUGAGACCGAUCGUGCCCUAUGGUGCUAUGAGGCAUGGAAAGGAAAGUUCAAGGUAGAGGAAUGGAAACCAGCAAAUCAUGUCUCAUCGAAUGUCAUACAGCUAUGAAUCAUAAUACGAAAGGCAGCUCGGCGCGCUCGCUAGCCUAGGCCAUGGCGGACAUGCAAACUCCCAA